Molecule: messenger RNA, 1094 nt
Organism: Electrophorus electricus (electric eel)
Lineage: Eukaryota; Metazoa; Chordata; Actinopteri; Gymnotiformes; Gymnotidae
Product: twist-related protein 2-like
Biological process (GO): developmental process; regulation of transcription by RNA polymerase II
Molecular function (GO): protein dimerization activity; DNA-binding transcription factor activity, RNA polymerase II-specific; RNA polymerase II transcription regulatory region sequence-specific DNA binding
Source: RefSeq, a predicted model, not a curated record
AUGGAGGAAUCCAUGCACUACCCUCUGUCACCAGUGGAUAGUGCAGUGACCAGCGAGGAAGACUCCGAACGUCUGAACAGAAACUUGGAGAGGAAGAAAAGAAUAGUGACUAGUGAUCGCAGUCCAUUGUCGGUUAAACGGAGCAGAAAGUCCAGUCCUGUUAGCAGCCAGUCCUACGAAGAACUGCAAAACCAGAGAGUGAUAGCAAACGUACGGGAAAGACAAAGAACUCAGUCACUCAACGAAGCCUUUGCGUCUUUGCGAAAAAUUAUCCCAACUUUGCCCUCUGACAAGCUGAGUAAGAUCCAAACUCUAAAGCUCGCCUCCAGGUACAUCGAUUUUCUCUACCAAGUACUUCAGAGCGACGACAUGGACAGCAAGAUGACGAGUUGCAGCUACGUUGCGCACGAGCGACUGAGCUACGCAUUUUCCGUGUGGAGAUUGGAGGGCGCGUGCUCUAUGGCCUCGUCUAACUAACGUCGAACAGUGGCAGAUGGGCAUGAAUGACACGACCGUCACAGAAGACGACAUCUCCUCCUUGGCGUAUUCGGGGAGUGCAAACGUAUGUUAGGUGAGAAGUGUCUCGUGAAUGGAGACGAUGAAGGCGCAGAUGCGUAAUUACGCACGUCACGGUGCGAGCACAGCUUGGUGUAAAGGAUUUGAAUUAAGAUCGAUUCAUGGAAGAUGUAUUCACUUGAUUUUAAAAGCUUCUGAUUGUGACUUGAAAGGGAAAAAGUUGUAGCAUUAACGAAGUAUAAUAAUUCGUAAAAGCCUCCCCAUUACGGAAAGAUGUCAAGAGAAACUUAAGCACAGCUGCGUUUCCUUAAAUUGGGCACCAAAGGAACCAAGUUCUGCUGACAAGUAACACAAAUAUUUGGACUUACUUCACAACAAGGCAACUGAUGCCUGCUACUGUUUCUUUUAUUGGUCAUGGGAAUACGGACAGCCUAAACAAGGAAACGCUGUAGACCGUUUUUUGUGUUGUGUUUUUUUAAGGGUUGGACAAAGUUAGCCGAUUAACUCAUGUCAAUCAUGUAUGUUGUCCCUGUUAUUUUGCAGACCAGAUUAUUUCGCAUAGAUCCCAUUUUUCUUUC